CUUAUCAGUUAUCAUGUGCGAAAAAAUUAUACUUUCGAUUGUUGAUUCUUCCUCCUUUUUUUAUUUUUUGUUUUGAAGAUAAAGUAUGUCGUAAUAUGAUACAAAUCAAAGUGAAAAUGUGGCUUAUUGUUUUUUUGUAUGUUUCGCCUCACAUUGUACUAAAUUAUGCGUUAAUUAAUAAUCCGGAAUUGUUAUCAUCGUAUGCUUUCAAAGACAAAUAUAUUAAAUUUUUAAGAGACACUAAUACUGAUUUAGAUGAUAAUUGUCCCGGAUUCAAUUGUAAUUCAUCGGGGUUGAGUUCGGUGCAGAUCAACGAUAUAAUACAAAAGGAAAAUAAUUUGAGAAAUUCCUACGCCGAAGAAAGAAACAUUACUAAUCUAUAUUCUGUGAACUGGGAUACACAUUUGGCAGCACAUGCUCAAGAACGAGUUCAUUUGGGUUGUGUUUUACCAGGGACUGGAAAUAAAGUGAUUUACGAACGUGUAACAAACCAAUGGUAUCCCAAGAAUUACACCCUAUGGAAUGGACAAUCCAAUCAUUCAUUGGAAGAUUACCCAACUGCAGUAGAAGUGGUGAUUGGAUCUAGAUCAUUUCCUCUCAAAGAACAAGUCGAUUUACAACAUACGAUCUCAGAAUUCAUCGAGACAUUCAAUAAAAUUGAUAAUAUCUCAAAUCCAUUGGAACGAAGGGGUGGAACAGUCCAUAUGGGAUGUUCGUAUUUAGUGACUGCAAACACAAGUCAUAACACCGACUAUAUGGUAUGCCUUUAUGGAUUUCUUUACUUCGAUCCUGAUACUGCUGCAAAUAAGUACAAGAGUGAAAUUGGUACGCCUUGUUCGAAGUGCGAGUUUUAUAAAGUUAUUGAAGAAAUACCAGAAACACACGGACAGCAAUGGAAAUGUGACAGACGUUACCCUUUCACGUGUAAUAAUUUAUCAAAACGAGGCACAUACGACACUAUAAUGAAUCCGAAUCGUUUCGAUUGCCACCGAAAAAUUCACAGCAAAUUGAAGAAACCUUUAUACCUACCAUCUCAGGAAGGAUUAUCUCCUAUGAAUAUUUCAAGACCAAUUGAAUACAUUAGGGUUAGUGAAUCUGGUACAGGAAAACGAACCCCUACAAUUGGUGGUUUUUUCACAUUGCUGUGUACCAUUUUACUGAUCUUUUUACUUUAACAACUCUAAACAUACUCGUAGGUAAUUAACAUUGAGCGAUGAAAUAGGAUGAGUAGGUACCUAUCAUAUUUUGAUAAUUUUUUUGUGAGUGUAUGAUGAUUAUUUUAAUGCAGGUAAAAGAACAAUAUUCAUUUGUCAUUGCGUCAUGUAAAGUAUUCAGUAUCUGUUGAAUAUCAUACCUAGAUUUUAACUUGUAAUUUUAAAAUUCGUCAAUGUUUUCUAUUAAGUUGUCAAAAAAUAAAAAUCAUUGUUUAUUUACCAGAUUUAAAUUUCUUAUUCGCCAUUUGCAACAGGUAAAUACCGACGUAUCAAAUUAGUUUUCCAAUAUUAUAUGUACCUAUAAUGCAGGUUACUACAUUUUUGAAAUUCACUUAAUUGAAUCUCCGACCUCUUCAAUCUGUUUUUAAAUCUGGAAAAAAUCCAGAAACAGCUGAACUGAAAGUGGUACAAAUAAACUCGAAAUAUAAUAAAAAGGUAUUUUGGAAUAGUCUCCCGAUAAUCU
This is a messenger RNA of Planococcus citri (citrus mealybug), 1677 nucleotides long. RefSeq lists its product as uncharacterized. The record is from RefSeq and is a predicted model, not a curated record. Bases 96 to 1175 code for a protein of 359 amino acids. Lineage: Eukaryota; Metazoa; Arthropoda; Insecta; Hemiptera; Pseudococcidae. The transcript has 6 exons.